ACGAAGCCGGAUAAACUUCCGGCCCUCGCUGCAAAGUUGGUCUGGUGUCCAGGCUGGGUUUAGCUAAGCUGCGAGUGCAGUUUGGCUUGGGCUCUGAGCGACUGUCGUCGCAGCGAAUGGCUAGGGACCUGAUCGGGCCGGCUCUGCCGCCAGGCUUCAAGGAGCACGCGACAGUUGAGGACGAGGAGCGGGACCUGAGCCCGGUUGCAGGCCCAGCUUUGCCCCCUAAUUACAGAAGCAGCAGUUCCGACUCCUCAGACAGCCACGAGGACAGUAGUUCUUUGUCUGAAGAAGGAAAUCAAGAGUCUGAAGAUGACACUGGUCCAACUGCAAGAAAGCAGAGGAGAAACCAAGAUAGAGAUGAUGACGAUGAUGGGUUUUUUGGUCCAGCCCUUCCUCCUGGGUUUAAGAAGCAGGAUGACUCUCCUCCACGGCCUAUGAUAGGUCCUGCAUUGCCACCUGGUUUCAUUAAGUCUUCACAGAAAAGUGACAAAGGCCGAGAGGCUCAAGGACAGGUGUCAUCAUUCUUCAACUCGGAGGAAGCAGAGAGCAGCGAAGAUGAGGGUAUUGUUGGACCAAUGCCUGCGAAAGGACCGGUUAACUAUAGCAUAACCACAGAGUUUGAAAAAAGGGCCCAGAGAAUGAAGGAAAAGUUGACCAAAGGAGGUGAUGAUUCAUCUAAACCAAUCACAAGAGAGUCGUGGAUGACUGAGCUUCCUCCAGAAAUGAAAGACUUUGGCCUUGGGCCAAGAACCUUUAAGAGAAGAGCUGAUGACAAAUCUGGAGACCGGUCUGUCUGGACAGACACUCCAGCCGACCGGGAAAGGAAAGCUAAGGAAAUACAAGAAGCAAGGAAGUCAUUCAGUAAGAAAGACGAAGAGAACAUCUUGUCAGGAAGGGAUAAGAGAUUGGCUGAGCAAGUAUCUUCAUACAAUGAAUCAAAAAGAUCAGAAUCCCUCAUGGACAUUCAUCAUAAGAGGUUAAAGACUAAAGCUGCUGAAGAUAAAAACAGGCACCAAGAGAGAAUACCAUUUGACCGGGAUAAAGACCUCAAGGUUAACCGCUUUGAUGAGGCUCAGAAGAAAGCCCUAAUAAAGAAAUCCCACGAACUGAACACCCGGUUUUCACACGGCAAAGGGAACAUGUUUUUAUAAGGAAGUGUGCUUCAAUGAGCGCGCCAUCCCGAUGGGCCUGAGCCCUCAGAAGAUCCCUGGUCUAUAGUAAUUAUGUGCACAAAUACAUUUCCUUUUGUAAUAAAGAAGAUUCAGCAUCUGCAUUUUCAUAAAUUGUAACUAUUGGAAAGUUGGAGGGGAAAUGUGGCUUAUUGGGAAAAAAUAGCUUUGUCUUCACAAUAGCCAAACAGGACAUUGCUUAUUAAAAAAGCUAAGGGUUCCAAUGAAGAGAGAAGGUGCAUCACAGACUGUGGCGUGCAGCCUGAGUGGUCAUGCAAUCCACUGGAAAACAAAGAUCUUUCUC
Acomys russatus (golden spiny mouse) is the source of this 1476-nucleotide messenger RNA. It is a transcript of the gene Gpalpp1, whose product is annotated as GPALPP motifs containing 1. The transcript has 8 exons. The coding region runs from base 117 to 1154 and encodes 345 amino acids. NCBI's taxonomy places the organism in Eukaryota, Metazoa, Chordata, Mammalia, Rodentia, Muridae. The record is from RefSeq and is a predicted model, not a curated record.